Molecule: messenger RNA, 1884 nt
Organism: Parathielavia appendiculata
Lineage: Eukaryota; Fungi; Ascomycota; Sordariomycetes; Sordariales; Chaetomiaceae
Exons: 6
Coding region: 1-1884 (627 amino acids)
Source: RefSeq, a predicted model, not a curated record
AUGGCCGCCUUUCCGGCGCCUUGGGAAGGUGGUAUCAAGGAGAUUGAGAUAUUUCAGGCCGCCAUGCCCGAAGCCUAUCUCGUUCUCUGGCGCCAGGGCCCACCCGACUUUCCUAUCGAUGCGCAAAUUCUCGGCAUUUGCGGCGUUUCAGCUGAGAAUGCCGACCCAAACAAGUACGGCUGGAUGGUUGCCGACUUCCUGCAUUGGAAGACGGCGUUCAACGCAGUCCACACAAAGAAGCUGCAGGUAAAUGCGAAACCAGAAUGCAGGGUCAGUCGGCAGAUCGGGCUCAGCUCUCUCGAUAUCUCAGAGUUCCUUGCUGGGAUUGACGGCGUCGAUGUGGUCAACGAUGGCAUCAUCGACAAGGUCGGUGACAACAACCAGGACAUCUCGAGUAUCCCAAAUGAUAACAACGGCUUCGAGGCGGAAUUUUUGAAGCGUCUCGCUGCGAGCGCCCGGCUUGCGGCCAUGCGGAGGACCACGUUGGUCGUCGUGAUCUUCGCUCCCAUCACCCCGGAGCAAGACAUCUGUGACGCCGUUAACGAUGCGCAGCUUCCGAUCAUGCUCGUAAUCCUCUCUCCUUUCACGGGAGGCUGGCUAUGUCGCCCAUCGGUUCUGAACCCCGCGUGCCCGAAUUAUUACAACAUGAUGCGCAUCACUGCGAAAUCUUGCGGCGGUGCCUUCGCCAGCCGUUUCAUUCGGUCUUUCAUUGAAUGGAGCGCGUCUUUCAUAACGCAAUAUCAGCGCGAAAAGGUCAAGUACGACGACCCGAUGCCUCUCCGCCCAUCGGAGCUGCAGGUCAAAUCUUUCCAUCAGUUCCAGCGUCAGAUCCAUGACCGGACGCUGCCCGGGACCCAGCCAGCUUCGUCGACUCCUGGACUGAGUAUGCCCCUCGCCACGGUUAUCGCCUUGAGACGGGCACAACACUGGGGUCAGCCCCGUGCCGCCAUCAACUACGCCAACCAAUUCGAAUCUUUUGGAGAGGCGUUUGGUGGAACUAAGGAGCUGCAGUCCUUCCAUCUAAACUUCUCCCAGGGGCUGAUGCCGGAUGAGGACGACGUCAUGCGUGUCUUUGACGCCAUUGAGUUCCGCGCCUCCUCCAAUAUUCUCGCGAAGAUGGUAGCCAAAGCUUUCAACCUUCCGCUGCCCGACGAUGUCAAGUGCCGGUAUUGGCAUGACAAGUCAGAUGGCGUCAGCGACGAGUACUACAAGAGAUUCCAGGACGGCUUUGGUCAUGAAUUCAAGAAUGUGCGAUAUCCGAGGGCUGCCCGCUGGCUCGCUGCUGCGACGGCCCUGCGCUUCCAGAACGGCUCUCGCGAGGACAUUGCGAACUUUAUGACGAAGAAUGUCGCACGCUUCAUCGACAAAAUUCGGGGCACUCAAAAGAUGCUGCUGUUGGAAGACCAAUCGGUUCAGCGCAAGGGCUUGAACUGGAUUGCUGCCCUUGGCUUGGGUGGCGAGGUCCAAGAGUCUCCGACCAAGGCUGUCGUUUCGGAACCCGAAGUCGCUGCUGCCUUCAACUUGGCUGACGAUGUCCAAAUGCCUCCCAUUGAUAUUCCCACCCGGGUUGCGUCUGGGGUUCCCGAUACCCACAACUUCGAGCCUGGGAAGAUUCCCUACUUUGGGCCGCUGCCACCUGGCUUCACCAUGCCAUCGGACGCCUUCCUUGAUGCACAAGCCGCAUCCGCCCCUCCCAAGAAGAGUGCCCCGAUCGUCAUAAAAGAUUCAGGAGGAGAAGUCAUCGACCUUGCAGCCGCCACAAAGACUUUCGCUUCUCCAGCCCCUGGCAUCCAGCAAACCAACGCACCCUCGGCGACGAUCAAUGCUCCAGCGGGCGGGUCAUCUAAAGGAGCCAGCUCCCAAAAACGCGAAAGCACAUCCUGA